Salvelinus namaycush (lake trout) is the source of this 1032-nucleotide messenger RNA. Its product is annotated as putative proline-rich protein 21. The transcript has a single exon. Lineage: Eukaryota; Metazoa; Chordata; Actinopteri; Salmoniformes; Salmonidae. The record is from RefSeq and is a predicted model, not a curated record. The coding region runs from base 1 to 1032 and encodes 343 amino acids.
AUGUAUCCUACUUCCGCAGGUCCUGAGGAGAGAUCACUACCAGACCUCACCGAUGGAGACCCUGCUACCAGACCUCACCGAUGGAGACCCUGCUACCAGACCUCACCGAUGGAGACCCUGCUACCAGACCUCACCGAUGGAGACCCUGCUACCAGACCUCACCGAUGGAGGCCCUGCUACCAGACCUCACCGAUGGAGGCCCUGCUACCAGACCUCACCGAUGGAGACCCUGCUACCAGACCUCACCGAUGGAGACCCUGCUACCAGACCUCACCGAUGGAGGCCCUGCUACCAGACCUCACCGAUGGAGACCCUGCUACCAGACCUCACCGAUGGAGGCCCUGCUACCAGACCUCACCGAUGGAGGCCCUGCUACCAGACCUCACCGAUGGAGGCCCUGCUACCAGACCUCACCGAUGGAGGCCCUGCUACCAGACCUCACCGAUGGAGGCCCUGCUACCAGACCUCACCGAUGGAGGCCCUGCUACCAGACCUCACCGAUGGAGGCCCUGCUACCAGACCUCACCGAUGGAGACCCUGCUACCAGACCUCACCGAUGGAGACCCUGCUACCAGACCUCACCGAUGGAGGCCCUGCUACCAGACCUCACCGAUGGAGGCCCUGCUACCAGACCUCACCGAUGGAGGCCCUGCUACCAGACCUCACCGAUGGAGGCCCUGCUACCAGACCUCACCGAUGGAGGCCCUGCUACCAGACCUCACCGAUGGAGGCCCUGCUACCAGACCUCACCGAUGGAGACCCUGCUACCAGACCUCACCGAUGGAGACCCUGCUACCAGACCUCACCGAUGGAGGCCCUGCUACCAGACCUCACCGAUGGAGGCCCUGCUACCAGACCUCACCGAUGGAGGCCCUGCUACCAGACCUCACCGAUGGAGGCCCUGCUACCAGACCUCACCGAUGGAGACCCUGCUACCAGACCUCACCGAUAGAGGCCCAACCUCCUCCAGUCUCCCGCACACCUUUAGCAGCUGAGACUCGACCAUCAGUAAACAUGAUGCUGUUCUCGUAG